AUGGGCUUCUUAAACUAGCAAAUUGAGGGAGAUGUUUAUUCCAAUGAAGAAAGAAAACUUAUGAAUUUAAGGAAGAGACAGCUGACUGAAGCUCAAGAGCAUGAAAUUAAGUCUUAUGAUAAACUCAUGGAAAAGAUUAAAUUCAAGGAUCCUAAGUAUACUUCUCCUCACCCACAUUUACAGCCAGGCAUUCAUUUUUACAAAUUCCUUGCCAAGAAGAUCGUAGAUCCCAACAAAGAACAGAACAAGUUCAGUUUAUUGAAACUGUGGAUUCCAGACACAAUUGUGUACCAAGCUGCAUUGGAUCCUUUCUGGAUAUACUCAGGGUUUGAUGGUUUGGUAUACAGAUCAGAUAAAUUUAGUGAUAAGACAAUCGUAUCAAAGCUCGGAUCAAAAUACAUGCUGAGUGAGCUCUCAGCCAUCCUGAAGUUUGAGGACUUUGAUGACAGCGGCAGAUCUAAUGGCAAUUAAGUAUUGUUGUAAAGCACCAAGGAACUGGCGAUUAGAAUUGCAAACAAGAAAAGUGAGUCUGAUAAUAUGGUGAUUCAGAGAUUCAUCAAGUGUAAGGGAGGGAACGCCUUCAUUUGCAGGGCACACUGGAAAAAAGGUAAAGCUGCCAAUUGCUAUAUCAUCACGAAUAAGCAGUAGUUCAAAGACAGGGAAAACGAGGAUGGAAAGCAAUUCACUGAGUAUGAAAGAUUCGUGACUAAUUAACAGUAGAGAUUCGCCUGCAGUAUAAUAGUCUCAAAAGGUAACUCAAACUACUAAGAACCAGUGUUGAUGACUGAAAACAUCCAAAGAUAUGUCGAGGCUAAUAUAGGGGCAAGAUUCACAGAACUUGUAGCAGAUUAUAUAAAGGACGAAUCUGGCAUUUGGUGGUUCCUUGGUGUUAAGGCUUUUGUUUUAGCUCAUUCGAAUGUUAAACUUACCAUUAAGCCCUAUAUUGGUAUUGCAGAAGAAUCAUACUAAUCUUCUGGCGAAGAUGAAGAGUAAAACUUAAAAAAUCAAUAUAAUGAUAGUGAUGAGAAAGAUCUCUCAUAAAAGAUGAGAAUUUGCAAGUUUUGUCAACUUGGAUUCUCUCUAUCAGCCCUAAGAUACAAGUUGUCGAUGCAGCAAAUUAUUAAUACUGAGAAAUAUAUAAAAGAUAUUGGAUUCAAUAAGGAAUGGCUUACUCAUGCUGACUCAAGCUUUAUCGAUCCUUUUGUCUUGUAUCAAUCCUUCUCAGUAUGUAAGGAUUGCUACUCAUUGCAUGACUAAGUUUAAAAGCUCAAGAUCGUUCAUUAGUAGUUCGCUAGAGUCUUUGGAAUUCAAGUGAAAGAGUAGGACUCUGGAAUACCCAUUAUAAAAAAUGAAACUCUCAAUCAGGAGAAGAUGAUCGACUAUAUAAUAGAAAAGCAUUUUUCAUAGCCUCCAUCUUUUGGAAUAGGUUAAGCCAAACAGAAAAAUGCUUAAGAGAUAAUGAAAAUACCUGAUCUCUACAGGUAUAAAUUACUUGUGAUUAUCUAUGAUCUAUGUGAGAUAUCCCCCAUUCCGAAAAACUAUCAUAAAGAACUUUAACUUGAAUACAGCUUUCUUGGAAAGGAUUUUAAGACUAAACUUAACAUUGGAUAAUCAUUUAACUGCAACAUUGAGCUGGUUCCAAUUAACAAGAUGUAGUUAUUUCACUUUUUUGUAGAUGAGCCUGAAAAAUCAAUUGAAUUUUUGAAUUUGAUUAGGAAACUUAGGAUUGACUUUAGAGUACCCUCUCUAGGCAAAAUCAUUGGAGGGGUCAAUCUUAACUUGAAUGAUUUCAAAAGUCCGCUAGUAAAUUAAAAGCAAUUUUACUAACUGGUUACUUUUGAUAAGUUUAUUGGCUAUCUUAGAUGCGCUCUCUGCUGGGAUGCUGGCACAGAGCCAGUCGAUGUAAAGGCUAUACAACUUACUAUGCAUGAUCAGAUUAAUGGACUUUAUAUUCCGCCUAAUGAGUAUUGUGCCUGUGACGGCUUACUUGAGGAGUGGAUACCUCUGAUACCUAAUGUUAAAUAAUAAAAUGAAAUAAUUAUAGAAAGAAUAGCUAGGUAUAAACGUGAAGAGGGUGGUAACUCAAGUACUCUUAAGACUUAGUUCUAUUUAGGCGAGAGUUUGUUAAAGAUAAUAAGGAAUAAUUCACUUACUUCUAGGUCAAAAUCGAGAAGAGUAAAUAUUAUAUAAAUUGGGUCAACAGGCAGGACCAGUCCAAUGGUUACUUCACAAUCAAAGGAUAAGAAUAAAGAAAAAGAGAAAUAACUCAACAUAAAAACAAAUUCUACAGUGACAUCUCCCUAAGAGGACGAUAAACAGAAACCAAUGCCAAAAAUAAGGAUUAAAAGUGGGUUCAUGACUAAUAGAGAGAGAACAAGUAAAAAUAGUGAGUUUUAAACAGCAAGGGCAAGAGAACUAUUGAAACUGGAGCCUCAGACUAGUAGAAGGAAGUCUUCUUAAAUGUUUGGUAAUAGUAAACCAAAGUAGUCUUUGAAGUCUCUGCUGAAGCAUUCAGAGUCCUAAAAACUCUAUGAUUUGAUUGAAACGCAUAUAAUGAAUGUAAAGCACAACAUUCAGCUUUGA
Messenger RNA from Stylonychia lemnae, 2583 nucleotides. Lineage: Eukaryota; Ciliophora; Spirotrichea; Sporadotrichida; Oxytrichidae. The record is from the annotation of a GenBank genome assembly.